Molecule: messenger RNA, 984 nt
Organism: Ciona intestinalis (vase tunicate)
Lineage: Eukaryota; Metazoa; Chordata; Ascidiacea; Phlebobranchia; Cionidae
Source: RefSeq, a predicted model, not a curated record
UCAGAACGUCCAAAACACAGCACCCCCAGCAGCCGUAAGUCAUCCGGAGAUGAAGAUAAAUUGUUCAUGAGCAGCAUGGCGAGGAGGAGACUGCAAGAGCUCCGAGAAAUCGAUCCUACAAAGGUUGAUGUUUCCACCGGACUACAAUGGAUACGUCUAGAACUUCACGAGAUGCGAGAGCAAGAUAAAGCUCUUUUCCUACAACUCAUCAAGUUACAUUCAACAAUUAAAGACCUACGAAGUGAAUUAAACUGUGUUGGGUGUGAGACCGACUGGUCGUACGACGACCUGAACGAUGCAGCCUCACUGUGGUGGCCUCGAUACAGCAGCACUGGGGGCAGCAGUAGCGUGACUGUUCUACCCGAUUUCUCGUCGUCAGAUGGCGCCCAAAUGCUGCGAAAAAAACGACCUAACUUCCGACGUGGGUUUUCAUUCAAUGCACCUCGACCGGGUAGAUUUGGAGGUCAUUUAGCCCCACUUUUAUCAAACGGUGAUGCAACUCCGUUCCUUUCGUUGUCUUCUUCGUCCUCGUCAAUUAGAAGCGCCACCGCAUGCUGACCUCAGCAUUUUAAGCGACAAACUUGUUCUGUUGUGCCGCCACUUAUGCAGGCCUAAUUUAUAAUGUAGUACGAUGGGGGGAGAUGGGACACCAUUUUAUUUUCUUUCCUCUUCACAUUUGGUAGUAAACAAAGAACAUUCGAAGAAUUAUAAAACCGUAUCUUCACGACUUCCAUAUAGACCGUUGUUAAUUGUUUAAAACAUAAUCAAGAAAUUUGGAUAUUAUGUGCUAAAGGUGUCCCAUCUUUUCCCACAGUACUAUAUUACUAUUAUGCUUUUUUUUCUAUGUGGUAUACGAAUACCCGAAUAAUAUUUUACAGCAUUUGGUUUUGAGUUUUAAAGUUAAUGUUUAAAUCGGUACACUUGUUGUCUUUAUAGUUUAUAUAGGUCAAUGAAAAUACAUUGCGUCCGUUGGUAUAUAUUGUA